GCUAAGCUAAGCUAAAUGCGUCCUGGACAUCUGUAUCUAUGGACAGAGACAAGAUGGUUUGGAAAAUGUUCCUGCUGCUUAAUGUUCAUAGACAUUUGUAACAUUUGUUCAGCUCUUGUCAAUGUCUAGUCACUAGCUAAAUUAUUGUGAAAGGCUUAACCGGACGUCCAGCGUUUAAUCGUGUCUAGCUUAACUUUCCAUGGUGAGAUGGCCGUGGAGUCUCUGCUGAAUCCUGUGAAGUCGAAACGGGCUUUGUGGACAGACAGCAGGAGGCGAGAAAACCCGCCGCAGUCCGCUCCGACCUCCAUUUUAAAAAAGUAAUAACGAUGAGCAGCCUGAAUCCUGGAAACCCCGAAAACUGCUGAACAUCCAAUCAACACUACUGAAUACUGGAGACUAGCCCUGGACAGGUUAGUGUUGUAGCUGUGUGGCCGGGCAGCCUGACUGCCUACCAGCCUCCAGAUGAAUGAAGAGCACUCCGGGACUCAGAGACACAGCUGAUGCAGGGCAUGUAGGUGUUUCUGCAAAUAUGAUGAAGAAAAAGAACACUCAUAAGAAACAUAAGAGCAGUCUGGGUCCAACCACCAAAGUUCUGUCGCAGCCACGACGCAACCUCGUCGGCUGCAGGAUCCAGCACGUCUGGAAGGAAGGAGGAGGACAUGUGAUCUGGAAAGGAACAGUGCUCGACCAGGUGCCAGUGAACCCGUCUCUCUAUCUGAUAAAGUAUGAUGGUUUUGACUGCGUUUAUGGUCUGGAGCUUCAUAAAGACGAGAGGGUUCAGGGGCUGGAGGUGCUCCCUGACAGACUGGCUAAAUCCCGUCUAACAGACGUCAACCUAGCGGACACCAUGAUAGGAAAAGCGGUGGAGCACAUGUUUGAGACAGAGGAGGGUCCGAAGGAGGAGUGGAGGGGGAUGGUGCUGGCCCGGGCUCCUAUCAUGACCACCUGGUUCUACAUAACCUACGAGAAAGACCCUGUCCUCUACAUGUACCAGCUGCUGGACGACUACAAGGAGGGAGACCUCCGCAUCAUGCCUGACUCCAAUGACAGCGUCCCGGCGGAGAGGGAACCUGGCGAGGUAGUGGACAGCCUGGUGGGUAAACAGGUCGAGUACGCCAAAGAGGACGGCGGCAAACGAACGGGCAUGGUAAUCCACCAGGUGGAGGCCAAGCCCUCCGUCUACUUCAUCAAAUUUGACGAUGACUUCCUCAUUUACGUCUACGACCUGGUCAAAACUUCAUAAGACUCUGCAGACGUCCUGAGCCCCUCUCUUGACUUGACAGAAACAAAAAUGCAGCACAUUUUGAAACACCUGAAGCAUUCGUUCAAACACUUGUUCCUUGUACCAUCAAAUACAAAAACAAAAGACUCGAGAAAAGAAUUCUUUCAGUGGAAAAGGACAGGAUAGAUGCUUUUUGAAAAUCGGCUUGUUCCUGCGUCUGGAAACAUUUAAGACGGAUUAAAAUUCAGCUUGGUGGCUUUGAAGACUCAUCUAUGACUUUCUGAGACCCUUAAAAUAGAAAAAAAGGGUCCUGGUUUUAAGUUACUCCUACAAGGGCCGGAAAAUUUUGAAUACCCCUUAAUACCUUUCUGAAAAAAUCAAAGGUUCCAAAAAUUCAGUCUUACUUUAGAAAGCAAACUAAACGUUUAAAUCAAUUUCAGUGUUUGAAUUCAUCCAGUGGGCUGGUUGCAGGGGACAUUUUUGGUCUUGGUGAUAUGGCAUAGCUAAUUCGAGAUUACCCCCUAGUGAUCAUGUCAUGGGAAAGUCUGAUAGUAGCCGACUCUGUGCUAAACAACAAGGAAACAAGAUAAGGACAGGUGGUCAGGUGGAGUGGUUGGCAGUGUGGCAACUAGAAGUCUUCAUUUGGAUACGUGACUUACAAAUCACAUAGUUUGGCUUAAUAUUUCAAAGGUUUGACUAUGUAAGCCAAAAUAUUUUACUGGGUAUAAUUAUGAUUUAUAAAAUCAUCAUUUUGAUUUAGUGAAUCGUAUGUCAAAAUCUUUACUUCUUUUUGAAUUAAAUAAUUACCUUGAUUUAUAAGUUCGUAAUUCUUUACCAAAAAGAUUAUAGUGUUUAUUAUGCCUAAGGGCAUCCCUUUUUCUCUUUUCCUGGCUGAAAUGGUCCUCCAUAUAAUUGAGAUCCAUAAGACAGGAAAAAAGAAAGUGGUCCCAGUCUAACCUAAACGUUGGACUUUAGAGACUUUCUGAAGGAAAAAACAGUAAAAUAACAUAACAUGGUAACCAGCAUAACAAUGCUAACCCACACAUAAAUAAGUAAAGGAACAGGUAGGAACCUAAAAAACAGGUUGUUUUUGUCACACUUAAGAAGGCACUUUGGAAAUAUCCCAAAACUGGUGGCCCUUUUGUUUGGAAUGAAGGUUAACUGAAGUGGGAUUUCUGUUCCGUUUGUUGUACAAAACAAAACAGAUUUCUUCAUCGUAAAUUGUGCUACUUACACAGGCUCCAUUUCAUCAACUUCAACUGAAUAUUAAUGAGGAGGGCAACAAACUGAUCUUUAAAAAAGCUUUUUCUUUUCUUUUUGCUUUUAUCAUUGCCGGAACCCGUCCUGUUGUGAAGUUGUUUGAUGUUGAAGACAAUCGGACAGCUUUUUCCUGUGAUUUCACUAAAGCCUUUGGAUUUGCUCUCGUGUUGUCUUUUCUAAGUCAUCAAUGAAGGAUAAGAAUGACUUAGCUGAAACUUGGCCAAAGCCCUUGGUGGCCUUGGCAGUUUGUUUGUAACAAGGUUAUUAACAUUAACACAAACACCUGGAAUUGCAAUUUCUUGAGUGGUUCUUCCUCCAUUUGAACUUCGUGUGGAUGUGAUGGAUUCUAAAUGUCACAAUCUGUUGAUUUAAGGAGCGGAUAACAUGGUUUAAUGCACCUUAAAUCCUGGGAGGAGAAGAUAAGAAUACUCCCUGGACAGUUCAUGAGUAUGUUGGACUUUAGAAGAAAAACAAAUACACAGACGUUUUUUUUUUUUUUUUCAGUUUGAAGGCGUCAGUGAGAAUUUUGAAGAUGUUAAGCAUUUAGAGCCUGAACAGUUCACUUCCAUGUCUGGGUUGAUAAAUGUAUUACUGUAACAAAUGUAAUCCCAGUUUGUUUAUACACACAAACCAAAAUAUUUUUGGGUCCUCAUGAUGUGAUCCAAUGCUUUCAUGGCUGACUGAAGAAACCAGAGGGGACACAGACAGUUGUGUUUAGUAUGUAAAGAGAUUAACAACCAGAGAAGGUUUAAAUUUCCUUUUUCACAAAUGUACAUUUUAUUUUAUUUGGAUAUACUCGAGACUGAAGGUUUGCCAUAAAAGUGUGUUCUGGACUGAAAAUGUAGUUUUGGGCAAAAUGACAAAAUAAGCAAAAUGUGCUAUGUGAAUGAGGGUUAGAGUUGAGCUGUUUAUACUGGUAAUUGACAGAUAUCCCAAAUAAAUUUGCUACUUUCAGCCAGCUACAAUUUAAGAAUACAAAGAUAUCCUUAUCCUUGUUGGUUCCUUUAAGGUACAAUGUGUAAGUAUUGAGACUCGUCUCCACCUGUCCAAUUCAUACUCCCCAAAAAAUAGGGGGCAGCAUAUCACAUAUCAGGUAAUAACUGCUGCUAACUGAGCUCAGUGAGCUGUGCAGCUAAUUUAGCAGUGGUAUAGUCCUGAAUGGGCACCAGAACCGGAACCAAGCUCUCGGUGAUCAAGGUCGGCUUGGGACUGAACGAGACCGACAGAGGCCAGUUUGAUGACAAAGAAUACUGUACUGAGGUGAUUUACAGCGGCUCUGACAAGGACUCUGACUCCAGGGUCAGGUGGGGAAGAGGAGAGGUGUGAGAGGGAGGUUGGGAAUCAGAGAGGCAGCCAUAGCAAGUAAAGCCAGAAUAUUUUCACAUCUAACUCUGUGAAUUAAGGGGUUAUUUUCACCAAACCAGACUUGGUGACAGUGGAAAGACUAACCAAGACGAGUUUUAAUUUGUUUCUGUCGAGUUUGAAUGAGAGAAACUUGAAUUCAGAAGGUGUAUAGUUGUAUUGUUUCUGUUUGCUAAGGAGAAUAGGUGUAAAAAUAUUUCCUUUCUUGUGACUUUAUUUUGUUUAUUUAUGACACUCAAAAAGCUAAGAGAGCUUGCGUAACUUGCUGCUCGCACACAUCUUGUAGGGCCUGAGCUAUCGGAUUUUCGCCUCUCGGGGCUGAAGUGGUAUUACAACACAGGACGGGCCAGAGCUAGCUGGUUAGCAUGCUAACUUCAGUAGAUAUCUCUGCAAAACAGUACAUAGACGUAUUUUACAUGACGUCAGAACUGUUACUACUUCACAUUCUGUUGAAUAUCUUCAUUUUCUUCAUUUUGUUAAUGUUUAUACUAAAAUUCUGUCCUUAUCUUACACAUUGUACCUUUUAAAGGUUUAUUACAAAAUAACUAAAUCUUAAUUAUGAAUGUAUGCUGAUGAUAUGUACGCAUCCAUAAUUUGCUGGAAUGAGGAAAAUAGGCUGAUAUUUACAAUUACAAAAAUGUUGAUUUUCCAUUUAUAACUAAAACUUAAUUUGUGGAUGUCAGUAUAGGUCAAGUUUUGGGGGUUUGGGCACUUAAUGCAACAGCUAUCAGUGAAUGUUUCCUGUCAUUUUAUUCUUCUCCCAAAACCUGUUAACAUAGGAGUGAAUGAGAAAAGAAACCAGUGAUGUAUGAAAAACCUUCAGUCAGUGUACUUCCUGUGAUGUAGUUAGUUGCCAAGGCAGAUUACAGCUCUUAUUAUAACCGCACAAAAAAAGACACUUUCCCAGAGAUCUGUUGGUUUCUGCACGUGUAUAUCUGUUUUGUUUUUCAUGAAUAAGAUUGUGGUCGUCUCAACAGGCACUAUUUCAAUUUGGUGAUGAUAUAACACAUUCUUACUAAGACUUGAUUUGCAGCAAAGUUAUGUCUAAUUUAGUCAUUUAGUUUAUUUCACUGUUAUAAUGAUAACCGGUAAAUGUUUGAAUGACAUGGGCCUUCUGUCAUCCUUCUGCCUUGUAUUGUUUGUUUUUGUAUGUUUUAAAAUGUAUGUUAAUAAUUUUUAUUGUUAAUGGAAA
This is a messenger RNA of Micropterus dolomieu (smallmouth bass), 5036 nucleotides long. Its product is annotated as spindlin-1-like. Lineage: Eukaryota; Metazoa; Chordata; Actinopteri; Centrarchiformes; Centrarchidae. The record is from RefSeq and is a predicted model, not a curated record. Gene Ontology annotation, biological process: gamete generation. The transcript is spliced from 8 exons. Bases 467 to 1243 code for a protein of 258 amino acids.